AUGAGACCCUCAUUACGUCUGACCCUUGUCGUUGCUGUGGCCCUGAUGGCUACUGCAGUUGUCUUUGCUCAGGAAGAGUCGCCCGCACCACAACCAUCACUGGCUCCUUCUCCAACUCCAGUUACACCCACUACUACUACGGGCCCUGGGGUCACAGCCGAACCACAACCAUCAGCAACGGCGCCUUUCUCUCCAAACAUGCCACCCAUCUAUCCAGCAGAGCCUCUCUCCACUAGGGAUAGCCCUUCUUUCCCCGAUCCAGAAUACGUCAAGCUGUUAGACUACAUGUUUCUGUUCUACGAGGCACAACGGUCAGGAAAACUACCUGCGGAUCAACGCGUUACUUGGCGUAAUGACUCGGCCCUGAAUGACGGCAAGGAUUCCGGCGUGGAUCUCUCUGGAGGAUAUUACGACGCGGGGGAUUACAUGAAGUUCAUCUUCCCAUUAACGUUUACAAUGACAGAGACAUGCUGGGGCGCAUUGGAGUUCUGGGACGGAUACCAACUCGCCAACCAAACACAUUACCUUGACCAGAUGGUUCGCUGGGGCAUGGACUGGCUGAUCAAGGCACAUCCCAACGAUAACACGCUCUAUGUCCAAGUCGGAUUAAACGAAGUCGACAACAACUACUGGGGUCCCGAUUCCGGUAUCCCUCUGCCCCGUACUUCAUUCAAGGUCACCAACACCAGCCCAGGAACAGACGUCAUGGCUGAUGCUGCCGCCGCAUUCGCGGCCUGCUCCAUGCUCUAUCGCGACAAACUCAAAGACACCACCUACGCCACCACACUCCAGACCCAUGCGACGUCGCUUUUCAACGUCGCAGAGACGGCUCGACCUCAACAGGCUUAUCAAAAGGUUGUACCUGCUGUCACAUGCUGCUAUGAAUCCUCGGGAUUCAUAGAUGAGCUAGCCUGGGGCGCCGCGUGGAUGUACAAGCUGACACAGGAUGCGUCUUUUGCGACUAAGGCUGACAACUAUAUCAGCCAACUCAACGCUGGCUCCGUCCAGAUCAACACCAUCACAUGGGACGACAAGUCGUCAAUGGUUUAUGUCCUCAUGGCCGGUGCGACCCCUCCAGCUCUUCGGACGAAGUGGCAAGGGUUUGCCCAAAAAUAUGCCGACUCUGUUGCCGCUGCCGACAAGCCCAACAUGUUUACUGAAGGUGGGCUCUUUUACUCCAACGGCAACUCUCAACAGGACUCGUCGGUGGUGGCAGCCAACGCUGCGUUUGCUCUUCAGAUCUUGGCCAACAACAUGAACGCAACAGGCAACAGCGAUCGGGACCGGAUUGAGAAGUACUCAAAGUUUGCUUUGAGCCAAGUCGAGUACCUGUUGGGCGAGAACCCGGAGAGGACGCCCUAUGUUGUCGGCGUUCACCCCAACUCGCCUGCCAACCCUCACUCUGCCCCUGCCUCGGGCGGUACCGACAUUAACAACAUCAACACCUCUCCCAGUGUGGAACGCUGGACGCUUUACGGUGCUCUUGUUGGAGGACCCGACAAGAAUGAUCGUUUCCUGGAUGAGCGUGACAAAUGGGAGCAAAGCGAGGCAUGUGUUGCAUUGGUGUUUUCGGAGGUCGCAUUGGAUUAUAAUGCACCUUUCCAAGGGUUGAUGGCCCACAUGGUCUCGACAGCUACGUCCUCUCCUCCCUAUGUGACCAUCGUCGCUGGUCGUCCUGACCUGCCACCAAUCUUGAACGGCAUGGCUGUCUGGCAGAUCAUCCUCAUUGUUGUCGGCUCGAUUUUUGUCGCGGUCGCCAUCGGAGCCUUCGUGUGUUAUCGGAAGCGGGACCAAAUCCGAGCCUGGGCUGCUGCCCGGAAACAACGGUCGGCAGAGAAGAGCAUGCCCAAGUAUGUCGUCAAGCGAUCUGCUCCCCCAAGGAAUCGUAACGAUAGAGAUGUUGAGGCCUUGGAGGUUGGUCACGGUCAAGGUCAACCUACUCUUCUUCAGGAUGUUCACCGCGCUACGUAG
This is a messenger RNA of Linnemannia hyalina, 1971 nucleotides long. Lineage: Eukaryota; Fungi; Mortierellomycota; Mortierellomycetes; Mortierellales; Mortierellaceae. The record is from the annotation of a GenBank genome assembly.